AAAACCACGCUGAGACAGAGGGAAGGAAACGUAUACGCAGACGAACCUCAACCUGCACCCGAGGGACCCCUAUAGGCACCCACAAUCUCACCCGAAAACAGCAGACGGUGAGACCAUGAAGACUGUGGUGGCUCUGCUGCUGCUCUGUCUCUGUGAUCCUGGACGGAGUGACUGCCAGGCAGACUGCAUGUCCUGCAGCAACAUCCUGCCCAAACAGCUCAGUUUCAAUACUUUGGUGUGUCUCACUGAGUGUGAAGCCAACAUCUCCCCAGCUUUCUCCUGGGACUUCUGCCGUAAGGUGCUGUCGUCGCCAAUUUCCACACUUGCUGCUACCUUACAGAAAAGAUCUCAGGAGGAGGUGGAGGCCCUGUUUCCUGAGGAGGAGGAACAGGUGGAGGGUGGUCUGUUGCUGCCCUUUGCGUUACAGAGGUAUGAUCACGUGACCAGGGCACUCGGGAUGGACGAGAGGGAUCUGGGUGGAAAGCUGAACACUGCCUACAACUCCCAGGCUGCCCUGUCUCUUGAUGAUGAGUAUGAGGAGGAGGCUGGGCAGGAAGAAGGGGCUGCUGACAUGGCAGCAAGAGGACAGGGAGAUGUCGGGCUGAGCGUCUCCAAGAGGUUCGGCGGCUUCGUCAAAGGGAGGCACGGUUACAGAAAGCUGGUGUCUCCAGGAAGAUCGUACCAGAAGAGGUAUGGUGGCUUCAUCGGCAUCCGGAAGUCUGCACGCAAGUGGAACAACCAAAAACGUUUCAGCGAGUUCCUGAAGCAGUAUCUGGGGAUGAGCACGAAAGCCACUGAGUUCAACAGUGUGUCAGAGGACCUCACCCAACAGAAUGAAGUUUAACAGACUCCACCUUUACGCUACUGACAUAAAACUAUUUAUCGAUGUAUUUUCACUGAUUUUGGUUUUUAUUUCACCAACAUGUCAAACCUUAACUGGUCACCAAUGAAGCUAAGUAAUUUACCAAAAGUGAAAGCUAAGCCUGAUAUCUACUCUACUCUACUCACACUGUUUUAAGUUUUCCAUCUCUUUUAAUCAUGACGCAAACAAUUUGCCUUUAAUUAUCAGUCUUUUAUAUAUUUUCAUAAAAACUCCCUCAGAGCUGUGGGACUCCAUAUUCCCUGGCAUGGAUGGAUCAUUUAAAUCAGGCACAGGCCCAGGGGCCCAAAGUGUUGGCCUUCAUCUACAAAAUGUCACUCAAAGAGACAUCUCCCAACCAGGAGGAGACUCUACAUGAUCAUAAAAAACAUAAAACAAAUACAAAGGCACACAAAGGGGCCGAAACAACCACAAACAGAAGCAAAAUAGCUGAAAAGUGACACAAAAAGACACAACCACCAAGAGACACGAAAUGAAAACAAAGGGACACAAUUUGACUCUAUAAAAGGGGCAAAUCAAUCAGAUAAAUAACUAGAAAAAGACCAAAACGAAUACAAAGUGACACAAGAAAGACACAAAAUGACAACAAAGAGUGUCAAAAGGGGAUCAACAACUCUAAAGUCUAUGUGUCUUUCUCCCAUGUAGAAGAGGUGGUGGGUCAUUUAGACCUCCCUUUUGCUGCCCCUUGUGGGACCUGCCAGUUAAAUUACCAUAUUUCAUUUUAUUUGGGUGCCCAAGAUCUUGUCCUCAUGAGCUUUAAAGAAACAGGAAUUCUUGGUAGUCCUGCAGUGGUAUGCAGUAAAAUGUAGGCAUUAUUUUGCUCUGAAAUGUCGUAACAUUGGCAUAUGUAUUGUUUUUCUGAUUCCCUGUGUUGUAUAGUUUUAAUUACCAAUUGAUUACUGUGCUUAGUCAUCUGUGCAAAGUGCCAAACCUUCUUACAUGGAGUCCUCUGGCUUUGGAGGGUCAAAGUGUGUAGGAUGUCUAGUAGGACAGUUCUCUUUAUUAUACUACCAUCUUGUGGCCAAAUGCAGUCUCUUUUAAAAGAGUGUUGUUGUUUUUGGCAUUAUGGUUUGGGUAAUGUCAGCAGUGAUGUAGAGUUUAUUGUAUGUGAUUUGUGGUAAAUAAAUAAAAAUAUGAAAAAACACAGCUAGAAGUCAUGAUUUAUCACUAUGCCAAACACAGCUGAGACAGGGCAACUAAGGCAGGUUUUAUGAAAAAAGAUUUCUCCUUCAAUCUGGUGCAAUUGUGAAGUGAAAGACAAUAUAUCAUUCAAUAUGCAGGUGUAUAUGCUACUGAUCUGUCUGCCAAACUGAUGUUAUGUACAAGUGAGCAUCAUCUCUGACUGACUCUUGUGUCCAGAUUCCUGUAUGUACAAACAAUGUCUCAUAUUUUUUUUCUUCAAACUGUAAUGGUGUGAAUUGUUUCCCACUAUGAGAACUUGUAAAUAACUGAAUUUAAACAUGUCAAUAAAAAUAGUUUACUAUUUCCUUCGUGGCUUGUUAUGCAGCAACUGA
Centropristis striata (black sea bass) is the source of this 2394-nucleotide messenger RNA. It is a transcript of the gene pnoca, whose product is annotated as prepronociceptin a. The coding region runs from base 116 to 844 and encodes 242 amino acids. Gene Ontology annotation, molecular function: opioid receptor binding. Gene Ontology annotation, cellular component: dendrite; axon terminus; plasma membrane. NCBI's taxonomy places the organism in Eukaryota, Metazoa, Chordata, Actinopteri, Perciformes, Serranidae. The transcript has 3 exons. Gene Ontology annotation, biological process: sensory perception; chemical synaptic transmission; neuropeptide signaling pathway. The record is from RefSeq and is a predicted model, not a curated record.